This is a messenger RNA of Phycodurus eques (leafy seadragon), 3581 nucleotides long. RefSeq names its product guanine nucleotide binding protein (G protein), gamma 12a (gene gng12a). Gene Ontology annotation, cellular component: heterotrimeric G-protein complex. NCBI's taxonomy places the organism in Eukaryota, Metazoa, Chordata, Actinopteri, Syngnathiformes, Syngnathidae. The record is from RefSeq and is a predicted model, not a curated record. Gene Ontology annotation, biological process: G protein-coupled receptor signaling pathway. The coding region runs from base 440 to 658 and encodes 72 amino acids. The transcript has 3 exons. Gene Ontology annotation, molecular function: G-protein beta-subunit binding.
UUGGACCGCCUCUCUCCUCCCGUCAAAAUUCGGGUGUUGUCGUCUCGAAGCGCCCUGUCGGAGGAGGAAAAGGAACGGCGACGUGAACUCGCACUGGCUAGCGUUUUGACAACAAGGGGGCAAAAAAAGGGAGAAAAAAAGUCAAAGAUAAUUCAAUAUUAACAGUAAACGUCAGCGGAAAGUGAAAGCGGCGCGACUCUGCAGCCUUGAAGUGGGCGGACUGUGUGUUUCUUGUCCUUUUUUCCCCCCAGCUGGCUGUCCACUGUGUGUUGUAAACACGUUAAGUGUACACUUCAGUAGUUGUGACAUUGUGCUACAGAGCUGAGGGAAAGGUCUCCUCCCAGCGUGUGUUGACGGAUACACCUCGACCCAGUGUAGAGACACGGAAAGACCUGAGCGUACGUUAACCACAUCGGCCAGUGUCGAUUGAUUGCCCAGGAUGUCUUCAAAGGCUCACAGUUCCAAUAACAUCGCCCAUGCCAGGCGGACCGUGCAACAGCUGAGGAUAGAGGCCAGCAUCGAAAGGAUAAAGGUAUCCAAGGCCUCGGCGGACCUUAUGACUUACUGCAACGAUCACGCCAAAAACGAUCCCCUCCUCAUGGGCAUCCCCGCCUCAGACAAUCCCUUUAAGGACAAAAAACCCUGCACUAUAUUGUAGGGGGGAUACCACUCUGCCUUUAUGGGUUUCAUUUUUUUGGCUUAUUAAUGUUGCUGUGUUCUGUUUGUCGGGAAGAGUGAGGGGUGGACUGUGAUCGUAUCGUUACCACGGGCUCGUCUUUUUGUGUUAACAAAUUACUGACGCAACCAUGUUUUGUUUUGUCUUUCUCCAAAACGUCCUUUUGUACAGAGCACAGAAAGUGUUCUGCGGCUCCAACGCUCAAGUCUUUAAUCACUGUGCCACUCUUCGGUCUGCUACUAUGACCAUUACCAAACCUUUGGCUGCAUGAAUUAACAUGACAACAGGCACAUCCUGGAGUCACGGGUGCUCCUCAGUUUAGUGAGUUAUCUUAUUGGAAAGCGACUGUUAUCAUCUCUCAGCGGCGGGUUCAUGCAGUACUUUAAAAAAUAUACUUGAACAGUUUUGACUUGCAGCCUUUAAUGUCCCGUUCGGAAGGCGGUUCAGAGUCGGGGUUUUUCGGUUGAGCUUGUACACCUAAAAUUACCAGGCGUCCUUGACAAUCCACAUUCCGUGUAAUCUACAGUGAGGUGAUCAUCAGAUUGAAACCUCAGGUUCAGACACGUUUCUUUUGAAUGAACUCCCAGUUAUCGCGAGGAUACUUUCUAGAUCCGACCCGCAAUAGGUAAAAACUUUCGAUAGAGAGAGAGAGAGAGAGAGAGACCAUAUCUUUAGCAUAUCAUAAUAGUAAUUUUUGAAUGUUUUUUUUUUUUUUGUAAAAUAAGACAAAAUAACACAACAGUGUCCAGUUGCCUUGAUUAAACUUUUGCUGAUUACUGUGACCUGGAUGACUGAGAAUCUACACAAACAAAAAGAAAAAAAACAACACAGUUUUUGUGCAUUGGUAUUUUUUAUUGAUAGUGUGGCAGCAAGUUUAAAAUAAAUUUGACAAAUAUGCUGUCAGGUUAAUGGUACGCAAAACAACGUUUUAAUCCUUUUACACACUUAAACUUAAAACACACCCUUUAAUGUUUUCCUUAAUGCCUGAUCUCGGUCUCUUGUCGCACAGUCCUCCCCAAAAUUGGCAAAGCGGGCUCGUCCUUCACUCCCAGUUGACGUUACCUUCUACAUUUAAACACCAAACCUUUUACUUUCAUCGAACAAAAGUCUGCUAGCGUAAUGCUAACAUAUAAUGCAAAACACCACAGACGGGCUAAGGGAAAUUAGUAUCGGAAAAUUAGUAUAUAGUUACAGUAAUUUUAAACUUUCAAAUAUCUGCUACUUACACACAUUGAGCAGCAACACAUUCAGAGAGGCUUUGUGGAAAUGUUGACUAUUACUGGAGCUUAGUAGGGCACCUUCUCUGUCUCUUCUUCCGGCUGUUAAUUAUGCUGCAUCUCUUCUAGUAGACCUCAGUGCUGCCAGCCAUGUUGUGGCACAACAUGGUACUACACUGAAGACGCGCAACUCUAAAUUUGGAUUAGGCUGUAUGCUGUAAAAAGCCAUAAAAAAAACAGUCGCUUAAAAACCCACUAUAUAGCGGGGGCUCGCUGAAAAUUGUUGUCUGUAUGUAAAAUUCAGAACGUAAAUGUCUCUGGAUUAUUUCAGCAUAGAAAUUCAUUUGUCAGGGAACAUACUUCUAAUACUGUGUAAUUGUGAUAUUAAACUUGUGGGACCAAACCAAUAAGGCAGCCUUUAAAACCACCUACUGUGCAUUUCCCAACAGUGGUGCAGUUCAGCUCGCUCUGACAAAGUGUGUGUUUCCAGGAUUCCAGUUUCUAAUGUAAGCGCUAAGCUGACAGCUUCGUCAGUGAGGUGAAAAAAAAAGAAAAGAAAAAAAAAGACAUCGUAGCAGUGAAACACAGAGUAACGCGUCAAUGAAUGUAACAAAGAAUAAGACCAUUUAUCAUAAUCCAAAUGCAUUCCUCGUGAUUAUUCUCUGUCGACCAAUCAACAGACAGCAGUGCCCAGCUCAUCCUGUAUUAUUUGUUGCAUUUUUCGAGGUACGAGCCAUCACUUAGCCAAGUUUUUUCUUUGUCUUGAGCUAAGAGCAAACAUUUGAGAUAAGAGUGUGCGUCAGACCCCAUAACAUUCAGCUGUCAUCAAUUGACAUUGGUUUCCUUGCAGUGGAAUUAAUUAAAGAAACAAUUUUACAUGUUUACAUGCACAUUUUUAUUUAUUUUGUUUUAACUUUUUUUUUUUUUUUUUACCUCAUCUACAAAUGACCCAGACUUCUGUCCUUUUUUUAAAAGUCAAACCUGGCCCUUGAGCACAAAUGUUUUCCCACCCGUUAUCCUUUACAAUUUGAUAUCCCUUUGGGAGGGUACCAAAAAAUGACAAACCUUAUGCUGAACUGUGCUAAUGACUGGAAACGUGCACGUCAUAGUGUCGAUUGUCAGAUUGUCGUGGUCAAUUGAACAAAACAAAAUGGACGCAACCAAUCUCCUCACUCUUUGACAGCCUUACUUGCGCUUGCCUUGUAUUCUAUAGAACACACACUGGGAGAACUGUGUUUCUAUCAAGUUUUUUUUUUUAUCGGCAGGAUGAAAGUCAUUUUUAACAAUACUGUAACGUGCCAUCUUUGUUUCUAUUACGUGUGGUGCAAAACCUCUAUCUCGUUAGACUUGCCUGGUGCUUCUCUUUUCCGCAGUUCUUGUUAUCUGUUUUUUUUUUUUAUUUGUCUCUAACAGUCAAUUUCCCUUAUUUGCAAUAAUUCCCAUAAACCUGUUAAGAAAUGUUGAGCUUACCACUGCCAUGUCAUCAUUUCUGUCCAUUAAGCAACUGUGCCAUUUGAUAGAGUAACUGUCAAAUGUGACUUUUGAGGAAGUUCUUUAUUGUUAUUAUUAUUAUUAUUAUUAUUAUUAUUGGUGAUAAUAAUAGUGUCGGCCUUUGUAUGAAGAUGAAGCAAGUGAAGCAUUCCUGUCAUUGUUCUAAUAUCUCAAUAAAGAUGUGUUGUGUCAGAGGA